Molecule: messenger RNA, 9523 nt
Organism: Liolophura sinensis
Lineage: Eukaryota; Metazoa; Mollusca; Polyplacophora; Chitonida; Chitonidae
Product: probable helicase senataxin
Exons: 24
Coding region: 141-8366 (2741 amino acids)
Biological process (GO): termination of RNA polymerase II transcription
Cellular component (GO): nuclear body
Molecular function (GO): transcription termination site sequence-specific DNA binding; helicase activity
Source: RefSeq, a predicted model, not a curated record
GUUUGAGGGAAGCGAAAUGCCAAAGUUGCCACGGCUUUUCUCGAGCGUUUACCAAUGAUGUUAUCUACAUUUCAUUCUCUAAUAUCAUGCAAAAAGUCAGUUACACAGUCAGCAUCACUCUGUGAGCAAGAACUAUUGAGAUGAAUGUGAGAGAGCUCUCAGACUCAGAUAAUUCUGAUGAUUCUGACUGUUUUGUGACGGGCUGCUCACAAAGUCAGACGAGGAAGCAAAAUGUGUUGAUCCCACCAAUAACACGCUACCUCAACAAAACGGCAGUGAGGAAACAUGAGGCUGUUGAGUCCACCCAAACCCAGAGGUCUCAAGGGAAGGUUUACCACAUGGCAGUCAGUCAACAAACCAAACGAAAGAAAGAAGAAAACAAAAGAAGUGAAUCGGGUGCUCAUAAUCAAGCAGUUGCGCCUUCAACAUCAACAGGAAUGCUCGAAAUUAUCAGUGACUUAUCCUCUUCAGAAGAUGAUACAGAAAAUUCCUACUUGGGCAUCAGUGGGCUGGAAAAAGUGUGUGGAAAGCUGUUCUACAGAGGGGAAGAGAUACAUAUGCCUGGUGUAGAUAUUAAAAAGCUGUGUAAAGUGGAUAUCGAGAAAUUUCUCAGGAACAUGAAAGAAGAGAUGAUCAACAAUAAAGGAAAUAAAUCUGAGUGGGAACAUAAUAAUACUAUUGAGAAUGAUAGCUCCUCAAGUAUUUCAAGCAGUAGAGAGGAGGAAGGUGAUAAAACAUCAAGUUCCAGCUGCCAUGUUGUAUUGUUGAAUGAUGAGGGCUUUCCUGCAGGAAAAAGUAAAUUGCAGAAAAAAGGUGCAAAAAAAAACCCUAAGCCAAGAAAAGGGAUAAAGACAGGAUGGACAAAUACUGGAGCUACAUAUAGCAGUGACUCUGAAGAUGACCAUUCAUUUGAUUUUGUACGUUUAGCCAAGUCAAAAGGAGUAAAAUCUGAUGACACAAAAAAUAAUGCUGUUUGUGGAAGAGUGGUUAAACCUCAUCUCACUGAUCCCAUGACUCCUCCCUCAUCUGGGUGUCUGUCAAAACGUAGUAAACUGUCAUUAAAGAAAUCAAGAGGCAAAUCUAAAAUGGAUGUAAUUACCGAUGAUGAAUCAAGAUUUGUAUCCAGACAUAACACAGAUGUGCCAGGUGUAGUGCUGGAAACCUCAGAUUCCCACCCAGAUGAAACACCAAAGAAACUGGUUGAGAAAGUAAAGUCUUUGAAAGGGGAGUUGACUUAUCAUCUCCACUCAAGCAAGAGGCAAGCAAAUCAAAAUACUCCAAAAGAUAAAAGUAGUAUUUUUAAUGCAUUUAUUAGAGCAGAUAUCUCAAAGAAGACACCUUUAAUGAAGGGGGCAGCUAUAAAACUACCUUCAACAUCUGCUAGUUAUGUUGAUGAAGUGGACAGCCAAAGAUCUCUGAGGGCAGCAAUCUUAUCAACACAAUUGCUCACUGACACCUUUGCUGAUUCCCAUACAAGUCCAACAGAAGGUUGUGUAAAUCCAGCGGAAGGUCAACUUAAUUCUGUAGAAGGUCAAGUAAAUCCUGUAGAAGGUUAUGUAAGUCCAGCAAAAGGCUGUGUUGUAGACAAAGGCUCUGAUUCUGACAAAAGAAUGGACGUUGUCAAGAAAGUGAAGUCAAGGAAACUGUCAAAGUAUCGUUUUUCACAGUCAGAAGAAACAUGUGAUAUAGAUUCUGAUAUUCCUCUGAAUAAAUUGUAUGCCCAAUCAGGAGGACAAAUUGGCAAAAAAGCCAAUUUACCCACAGUGAGUGAGUUGUUACACCCAAAGACAUCACUUGUGACAACUGAUUCACCCGAAGUACCAAGUAAAAAGAGGAAACUAGAAUCAAGUACCGCAGUUACCAAGCAGAUGUCCUGCCCUGACAGUGUACAUUCUUCUGUAAUUCUUGAUGAUGAUGAGGAUGAAGGAGACAGUGACAUCACUCUGCCUGCAGUGGAUGAAAACCAGGCGUACGUUGUCCUGGAUUGUGACAGAUCUGUACAGGCUUCAGAUGACCCCACAGUACUUGCCGUUUCACCUUCGAUUUAUGAAGACAGCAUGGGUAGCUUCUCAGCCCAAAACAGCUUAUUGUCAGAUGUUACCACGAAAAUCCAAGGUACUGACCUUUCUAGAAAUCAAGCAGAUAAUUCAGUGAGUACUUCUGAUGCUCCAGGUAAGGAAACACUUUCAGAUUCAGAUUCUGAGGAUCUUCCUUUAAGCUUUUUGAGUGGACAAGAGAUCAUACCAUCCCAGUCAAAAACCGAUGGUGAUGUUCAACUCUCAACUAUUGGUGAAGCACAAUCUAGUGCUUCGCCGGCACAGGCCAGUUCCUUAUCCCAUAUACGUAGGCCUGUACCAUCCACUUCCUCUUGCGAUAGAAAGGAUCACCCUAAAACAAAUGGCACAACUGCAAAUCAGAAUGAUGCUGGGAAGGAUUCUGCCAUCGUCAAGGAUACUUUUCCAAGAAAAAGAACUAUUCCAUCGGCAGGAAGUAUCCUACAGUCUGCAUUGUCCCGCAGGGCGUUAAAGUCAAAGUCUGUCCAAAGACAAGACACGAAGCUUGAGGAUGAAAUGUCUACCACAUGUGAACAUCAAGGUAGAAGCAGAAGUAAUAUCCUUCCAUCCAACACUGAUCCUCAGCCUAUGGACACAGAUGUCUUGAAACCAACAAAUGGACAUGCAGGUUCUGUGACCCAGACCUUGUGUGCCUCCAAGGUAAAACCAGAACCUCUUGAUGAGGAGUUUGAUUCCCCCAGUAAGGUGUCUGAAAUUGUGGAUCAUAAGGAUGGAAUACAAGUACCUGUGCAGCCUGAAGUGAAGUCUGAACCUCCUGAUCAGACAGAUAAAGAAUUUAAGGGUUUCACUCAAGUGGACGAGGUUAUCAUGAUAUACGAUUCCGAUGAUGAAGAAUUGUUCAAGGAUUUCUCUCAGCAUUCAAAAACAUGUGAACAUUCCGAGUCACUGUGUGCAAGAUCUGAUACAGCGAUUGCUCUUGAGGCAACAAAGCCUUCGUGCCAAAACGUGCCAGAUGAUGUUUCAGAAAUGAACCAUUUGUAUGAGAGUUCAUCGAAAUAUCAAAGUAGGACAGAGCAGAAUGAUGAGGUAGGAUCUUUUGAUGAGGAGUAUGAUGAGUUUUUCAGCAGCCUGACUCAAGUUGACCCCUCCAACUACAGAGAAGAGGAAAGAGACAGAGAUGAGGAUGCACUAGAGGGAAUGCCUUCCCAAUCAGAAGCAGUGGUGUCCCCAGCUGAUGAACAGUUUUUCACUGCAUUUUCCAACCAAAAUAGUUCUGACUCAAGCGAAGGGAUACCAUCCCUAGAAACUCAACAUUCUGAAAGGAAAGAUGUACAAGUUAAAAGCAAUGGUAGCAGAUAUUUUCUUAACAGUACACUUGCAGUGAAAUCUGACACUCAUGGAAAAAGCUUGGCCGAGAAGUUGUUUAAGGCAGUGGCGCCAAAAGCUGCUUUUCAGAAACCAGUGGAAUCCCAGAUUCCAACCAUUGAUAGCAACAUGAAAGUAGAUACAAGGACAGAUGAGCCUGUUGAGAUCGAUGAUGACUCUGAUGAUGACUUGUACAUACUAGCUUCCCAGCUGGAUCCAGGUAAGACACCUGUUCAGAAGAAGCUAGAGAAAGAUGCACAUUUAAUGUCUAGCCCUAAGAUUUCUGACGAUGAAGAUGACCCUUACUUUGCUGCCACACAGGUAGAUUCUUCUAAGUUGUCAGAACGCUGCAUGAAAUAUCUGGCCCAAAACGACAGUCAAACUGAAGAAGAGACUGAUGACAUGUAUUUUGAAUCCACACAGUUAGACACAUCCACAGCCAACAUGGAAGUUGAGGAAAAGAAUCAAUAUAUGGAGGCAACACAGAUUGACCAAAUCUCUGAGAAACACACAGUUACAAAAGCAGGAAUUACAAAUGAUUAUGAGGCUAAAUCUUUUCAACGUCAAGACAGCCAUAAAAAUUCAGAUGAAGUAGCAAGUGGAGAUGAGGAUGAAAGGACUAUACGGUCUCCUUAUUUUACGAAAAAGAGAAAAAUUGAGAAGUCCAAGUCAUUAAGUAAGGGAAGGAAGUACCAGCAGGUAGCAGUUCCUGGAAUUCCAUCUCUUUCAUCAUCUACAAGCCUAUCCAAGACAAUAACAGCAGUUCCUAUUAUAGAUGCUCAGCCUUUGAAAUCCCGAAAAGAUAUCAGACAUGAAGCAAGCAUCGCUAAGAAGUUCUGUUCGACGAAAGAUAAAAAAUUAGAAAAAAGCAGACCAUUACCCAAACCUAAAGCUGUUGAAGAAAACAGGCCUAGAUCUUCACCAGCCACAUCUGGAUGGCUGUCCAAGGGAAGGCUGCAAAGUUUGGAUCAGAGGAAAAGGUCUAGAAGUGGUGACCUACUGAAAGACACCAGGCAAAAGUGUACAUCUGAACAGUCCAGUCUCUCCCAGAAUAUAUCGGCUGCCAAGUUCAAAAUGUACAACCGGAAAAUUUGUGACAAGUCUGUACAUCAAGGCAGUCACAGAGAAGAGCCAAGGAAUGCCAACACAGAUCAUGCUGUGAUGCACAACACAGAUGUGGAGCCGCCAGAUGAAGAAACGGUGAUGCGGAUGGGUCUGCCUCUUCUUCAGCCAUUGAACAGUGUGAAGAAGUCUAACGCUAUAGCUGUGGAGCAGAGGUUCUCUUCCAGAGCCGCUAGUUUAACGCAGUCCUUGAUGCAACCCAUAGUCUCAGCCACAUGUUCCACCAAGUCCAAACACCCGAAGUCGACAUUAGCAAGUAACAGUACACCUUCUGAGGGGGUCUAUCAGGCAGGAAGUUGUGAGAUCUCUGCAGGCCAUGUGAGUGAACCAAAGGAUCAAUCCACAUCAGAUGUGAGAGGAAAAGACAAAAAUUCAGGAAAGGACAACUCUGAGAAUAAACCUGAAGAAUCAUCCAGAAAUUCAAGUCAGGAGUGUGUUACAGCUAUGAAAUCUCAGAUAGUUGACGCCAUAUCAUUAGAGACUUCAAUGGCAGCAGAUGCUUCUAGUAGCAAACAGCCAUCUAGGUCUGAGGACCAGUCAGGCAAGAGCUCCACCAAUUCAGACAAGAGCUCCACCAAUUCAGACAAGAGCUCCACCAAUUCAGACAAGAGCUCCACCAAUUCUAGGAACUACUCAAACAGUAGACAUAAAUCUUAUCGAUCCAGACAUCAGUCUGAACAAUCUUCCAGACACCAAUAUGAAGGUUCGUCAAGUUCUGAAUGCUCUUCUAGACAGCAGUAUAAACAUUCUUUAAGCUCUGGACAUCAAUCCAAAGACUCUUCCAGAUUCCCAUCUGAGCACCCUUCUGACUCAAGACGUGAGUCUGAACAGUCUUCUAGACAUCAACAUGGACGCCCCUCAACUUCUGGACAUGGGUCCAAACACUCUUCCAGAUACCGAACUGAACACUCUUCAGACUCAAAACAUCGCUCUGAACAAUUCUCAAGACACCAAUCUGACCACUCUUCACAUUCUAGAUACCAGUCUAAACAGUCUUCUGGCUCCAAAAACUCUUCACAUUCAGAACGAUCCACAAGUCAUGGACACGCGUCAAAAAGCGAUGAGGUAUCAUCUUCGGAAAGGACAUCUGAUUCUCGCCACUCGAAACACGUUAGAUUUGAGCAAAGUUCCACGGGUAAUUCCAUGCCAAGGUGUGAAGGCUCCUUGGGUUCAAAACAGUCCUCUACAUCCAGCCUAGGGCAAUAUUCUACCCCCAGACAAACUUUUAACGGUGAGCCUACAUCAGCUCCAAACCACCAGUCACCACCGGUAAAUGUUUUUUCCAAUUCUGUUCAAACUUCAAUUUCAAGACCUUGUACAGAUUCAGACCAGAAUUUGGAUUCAAAACUAAGGACACGGUGUCAGAAUGGUUCAGUUUUUGGAAGUGCAGUAAAUGCUAGCAAGGAAUCUACACCGGCAGCUUGCAAUAGGGCAGUGGCCAGUGUCAGUAAAGUAAAGUCAGAUAGCUCCAACAGCAUUCAGCCUUUGCCCGCAGGUGGUGCAACGCAACCCUGCCAAAGCAGCUUGCACACUUUCUUCAAGAAAAUUCUCAAGUGGAAUGUCUCAUGGCUUAGAGAACAAAAAGGUGAUGGGCAGACUGUCCCCCCAGUGGUGGACAUGAGCAGUGUGUAUCCUCUGUGUGAAACAUACAGCUCCUACAGUGAUUAUGAAGAUAUCAUGACCCCACUGCUUUUGUUGGAAACCUGGGAAAUGAUAUACCGAAGUUGGCGUGAGCAAUCAAACCAUCCAUGUUUUAUGAGCUUGCUUGAAGACCUUGAUAUCAAUGUUGACCCAAAACAUAAACUCAUGAAAUUCUACUGGCUCACUGUGACAAAACGCAAUGCUGAGAGGAUGAUCUCUGCUGGGGACAUGGUCAUUGUUCAUCUGAAGAAGAAAGCGACGAAUGAAAAUGAUCAGAGCAAAGUGUAUGAGGUGUUUGGCUAUGUAGAGGCCUGUAAAGUCCUGGACAGCAAUACUGCAAGGCAUUGCCUCAACUACAAGCCCAUCCUGAGGCAAGCUUUGACUGGUCCUGCUGAAGAGUUCCAUUGUGUUAGGUUUCAGACGGUCACACGCUACAGGAAGAUAACACCAGAUGUCACACUGAUGAAAAUUCAGAUUGUGGCAUCAGUCUCGACCUUUGUGCGACAGUACAAGGCCUUGUUGUACCUACCCUGCAGCCCUUUGGUCAGAGAUAUUCUGCGACCAGUCAACCUCAGUGUAUUCACAGACUCCAUCGUACGUGCUCGUGCCAGGGACCCACAGUCCAAGCUAAACGCUUCUCAGCAGCUGGCUGUGAAGAUGGCGUGUCACAUGUGUCUACAGCCCUUUAACAUGCCCAGAUUGACCCUCCUACAGGGUCCCCCGGGGACAGGAAAGUCACAAACCAUCAUACAGCUCAUCAAGAAACUGAAACAGGAAAGUAACGGACAAGCUCGGAUUUUGCUGUGUGCAGCAUCCAAUGCAGCAUUAGAUGAACUAGUGAUGAGAUUGCAUCAGGAGCGUUCAAGAGACAUUGGAAAGCCUGGUGUCAAGGUUAUCAACUUUGUGCGAACAGGCAGGUCUGAGAGUAUGCAUCGUCUCAUUAGGAGCUACAGCUUAAAUGAGCUGGUUCGGAAUACUGCUCGGAAAAGGCAGUUGCCCAAUCACACGCUUCAAACACUGGAGACUGAGAGGAAUACAAUGAACACAAGGCUGAACACUUUGACCAAUCAGUUAAACACUCUACCAGACAACUGCAGCUCUGAAAAGAGAGCAAGUGUUAGACGGGAACUUAACAUGCUGCAGAACCGUAAAAAGUUCCUGGAUCGGACAGUCAAGUGUCAAUCAAGCGAGAAUGUUGUCAUGAGCCCAGCAGAAGAAGCCCAGGUCAGAACUAGACUGUUACUCGGGGCAGACGUCAUCUGUUCUACACUCAGCGGCAUUGGUAGCCCGCUUCUAGUGGACACCUUUACGAACAGAGCUGCCGACCCAAGGAGAGCCCAGACCAAUCAUUUCACCUGUGUCAUUGUUGAUGAGGCCACACAGUGCUCUGAGCUGGAUUGUCUUAUACCACUACAGUUUGGAAUAACCAAAAUGGUUUUAGUUGGGGAUCCAGAACAGCUCCCUGCCACAGUCCUCUCAAAGAAAGCAGAUGAGAAUCAGUUUCGUCUGUCCCUUUUCGAGAGACUGUGCCGCUACUUACAGACCAAGUUCGGUGAUCAGGAAUUAGUCCUCUUCCUGGACACUCAGUACAGGAUGGAUGGCGAGAUCUGUGACUUCCCUAACAAAUAUGUCUAUGAUGAUAGACUUAAAACUGACCAAUCUGUGCUAGAUAGAAGUCAGACGUUCCCCCUGAAGCCUUACCUGGUGUUCGACCUUCAGUAUGGUAGAGAGGUCAACCCGGGCGUUGGGAUGAUAUCCAACCCGUUGGAGGCAGAGUUUAUUGUAGAAUUCUGUGAGUAUCUGGUCAGAACUAUAAAGCUGAAGGAAAAUCAGAUCUGCAUUAUCUCCCCUUAUCAGAAACAGAAGACGUUCCUGAAAGGCCAGCUGUGCAGCAGGAAUAUUAAUGUUGAAGUGGGAACUGUGGAUGGUUUCCAGGGUCGCGAGAAAGAUGUGGUGAUCCUAUCUUGUGUGAGGGCAAAGAGUGAGUCAGGUGGGAUUGGUUUUCUGGGAAACAAGCAGCGAUUGAAUGUGGCUCUCACGCGAGCAAGAUACUCUUUGUUUAUUGUGGGCUGUGUUGAAUCUCUGACUAUCAGUGAGGAAUGGAGGGCUAUGAUGUCAAAUGCUCAGAGGCGGGACAAAAUUGUGACUGUCUCCUCCCCAAGCGACUAUCACGUCGUUAUGCAGCAGUCACUCAAGGAGGGGGCGGGAUGUACCUCACACUGAUUGACUGAACCAUCUCUAGGACGUCAUCAGAUUACAGACGCCUUUUUUGUACUAGUGACUUGGGACAUUGUGGAGAAUUGGAACUUGUACAUGGAAUUUCAUUUACAUUUGUUGGUACAUUGUGUUCCUAUUUGCUGUACUGAAUACCAAGAUGAGGCUAUUCUGAAGAAGGCAGUCGUCCUGUUUGCUGCACUGAAUACCAAAACGAGGUUAUUCUGAAGAAGGCAGUCGUCCUGUUUGCUGCACUGAUUACCAAGACGAGGUUAUUCUGAAGAAGGCAGUCGUCCUGUUUGCUGCACUGAAUACCAAAACGAGGUUAUUCUGAAGAAGGCAGUCGUCAUGUUUGCUGCACUGAAUACCAAAACGAGGUUAUUCUGAAGAAGGCAGUCGUCAUGUUUGCUGCGCUGAAUACCAAGACGAGGCUAUACUGAAGAAGGCAGUCUUCUUGUUUGCUGCACUGAAUACCAAGAGGAGGUUAUUCUGAAGAAGGCAGUCCACCUGUUUGCUGCACUGAAUACCAAGAUGUGGCUAUUCUGAAGAAGGCAGUCGUCAUGUUUGCUGCACUGAAUACCAAGACGAGGUUAUUCUGAAGAAGGAAGUUUUCCUGUUUGCUGCACUGAAUACCAAGACAAGGCUAUUUCUGAAGAAGGCAGUCUUCCUGUUUGCUGCACUGAAUACCAAGACAAGGUUAUUCUUAAGAAGGCAGUCUUCCUGUUUGCUGCACCGAAUACCAAGAGGAGGUUAUUCUGAAGAAGGCAGUCUUCCUGUUUGCUGCACCAAAUACCAAGACGAGGUUAUUCUUAAGAAGGCAGUCUUCCUGUUUGCUGCACCGAAUACCACGAGGAGGUUAUUCUGAAGAAGGCAGUCGUCCUGUUUGCUGCACUGAAUACCAAGACGAGGUUAUUCUGAAGAAGGCAGUCGUCAUGUUUGCUGCACUGAAUACCAAGACGAGGUUAUUCUGAAGAAGGCAGUUUUCCUGUUUGCUGCACUGAAUACCAAGACGAGGUUGUUCUGAAGAAGGCAGUUGUCCUAUUUGCUGCACUGAAUAUCCAGACAAGGUUAUCCUGAAGAAGGCAGUCUUCCUGUUUGCUGUUUUCUGCUGUAGAAUGUGGUGACCUCCAUUACGGUGCUGAGUACCAUGAAAUGGUUGUGCUGUA